AUGGCCGGUCUUCUCAAAACGCCGUCGUUGCAUCUCAUACCAACGCUUCUUCAUGUACCUUCCGUACCCGUUAAGCCCUUUUGCGUUUCCUUCGCCGGUGGAAGGAACACCAGCGUCUCACUCUCUCGCCGAGCUUCUCUCCGGUCUGUCUCUGGUGGCCAUCCUCUCCGGUUGCUAAACCUCGUCCCGUUUGCUUCGGGAGAAGCCGAGACGACGGAGACUGAGGUGGAAUCGAGCGAACCCGAAGUCCAGGAGACGGAUGGUGCUGAGGGUGAAAACGCCGGCGCCGAGGGGAGUGAAGCUGAGGAAGAAGAAGCGGCGGUUACCAUAGCAUUGCUGAAUUCGUAUAAAGAAGCUUUAGCAGAGAACAACGAGGAGAAGAUUGCUGAGAUAGAAGCAUCUUUGAAGUCCAUAGAAGAUGAAAAGUUUCAGCUUGAGGAUAAAGUAGCUUCUUUAACCAAAGACUUGUCGGCGGAGAGGGAUCGGCUGAUAAGGAUCAGUGCAGAUUUCGACAACUUCAGGAAGAGGACGGAGAGGGAAAGGCUAAACCUUGUUUCAAAUGCGCAAGGAGAGGUCGUUGAGAAUCUAUUGGCUGUUUUGGAUAAUUUCGAGAGAGCUAAAUCCCAAAUCAAGGUGGAGACUGAGGGAGAAGAAAGAGUCACUAACAGCUAUCAGAGCAUUUACAAACAGUUUGUUGAAAUUUUGGGAUCGCUUGGUGUUGUUAAUGUGGAGACAGUCGGCAAGCAAUUCGAUCCAAUGCUUCAUGAGGCAAUAAUGAGAGAGGAUUCUGCGGAAUACGAAGAAGGUAUAGUACUUGAAGAAUACAGGAAAGGUUUCUUGCUCGGAGAGAGGCUUUUACGUCCUUCAAUGGUGAAAGUAUCUGCUGGACCGGGGCCAGAAAAGCCCCAAGAAGCUGAAGUAGAAGAAGAAGCCACCGCGCAAGGAAGCGCAGAAGAAGAAGCAGCUUCAUCUUGA
Molecule: messenger RNA, 975 nt
Organism: Microthlaspi erraticum
Lineage: Eukaryota; Viridiplantae; Streptophyta; Magnoliopsida; Brassicales; Brassicaceae
Source: the annotation of a GenBank genome assembly